AUGAACAACCCGACGGGGCUGGUCUACUUUCGUGGCAGCUAUCACGUCUUCUACCAGUAUCACCCCUACAGCUCCACGUGGGGCCCAAUGCACUGGGGCCACUUCACAAGCGAGGACCUCGUGCACUGGAAGCGCGAAAAGACUGCCCUGGCGCCAGGCGACGCGUGCGAUCGCGACGGAUGCUUCUCUGGCAGCGCCAUCGUACACGAAGAUAAAAUGUACAUUGUCUACACGGGGAACUUUGCACUUGACAAGGCGAUGCCAAACAAACCGGAUGCUAUCUAUGAGCAGCAGUGCGUCGCUGUCAGCAGCGAUGGCGUGAACUUUGAGAAGCUCGGCGUUGUCGUGCGCCCGCCACCGGGGUACGUGCACUUCCGUGACCCGAAGGUGUGGCAGCAGGACGGGCGGUGGUGGAUGGUGUGCGGUGCCCGAGACGUGACGAAGGACCUUGGCCAGCUGCUUCUCUUCACCACGCAGGACCUCCUUUGCUGGGACGACACGAACUGGCAGGUGCUAGGGAUGACGGAGGACAAGAACGUGUUCAUGUGGGAGUGCCCCGACUUCUUUACGAUCGGAAAUCACCAGGAUAUGAAGCUACUGCUAUUUUGUCCUCAAGGAAAGAAGGCCAGCAAGUACAACUACCGCAAUCGCUUCCAGAAUGGGUAUACCAUCGGGCAAUGGAUGCCUGGAAUGCCGUGGACGGUGCAGCAGGAGUUCCGUGAGCUUGACAGAGGCCAUGACUUCUACGCGCCGCAGACGUUCCUCGCCGCCGAUAGCGAGAGGCGUCUGGUGAUUGCGUGGUGCAACAUGUGGGAGAGCCCCAUGCCGACGCGCGAGCACGGUUGGAGCGGCUGCUUGACACUGCCGCGAGAGCUACGCUACAACGCGGCAACAGGACAGCUCCAAAUGCUGCCAGCGCAGGAGCUGGUCGGCCUGCGUACAUCGGAGGGGACAACUCUGCCUCAUCUUCUUGUAGGAAGCAACAACGAUGCGCUCAUUAUCGAGGAAUGCACUGCCUACGAGCUAGAUAUCGCCUUCAACACGGAGACGAGCACGGCGGAGAAGUACGGGCUGUGGCUCGGCUCGGGGGCGGAGCUGUACGUGGACGCGCAGUCGAAGCGGCUGGUGCUGAACCGCCACUACCCGCAGUACAUGCUGAGCGGGUAUCGCUCCUGCGAGAUGCCGGCAGGUGUGCUUCUGCAGCUGCACGUGUUCAUUGACCGCUCGUCGAUUGAGGUGUUCGUGAACAACGGCGAGGUCACUUUCUCUUCCCGCGUCUUCCCCGAGGAGGGCGACCGGGCACUGCGCGUCUUCUCGGUGAACGGGGUUGCGGACAUGGCGGGCGGUACCAUGUGGAAGCUCGAGACGACGGUGAAGCACUGA
Molecule: messenger RNA, 1383 nt
Organism: Leishmania braziliensis MHOM/BR/75/M2904
Lineage: Eukaryota; Euglenozoa; Kinetoplastea; Trypanosomatida; Trypanosomatidae
Product: beta-fructosidase-like protein
Exons: 1
Coding region: 1-1383 (460 amino acids)
Biological process (GO): carbohydrate metabolic process
Cellular component (GO): cytoplasm
Molecular function (GO): beta-fructofuranosidase activity
Source: RefSeq, a predicted model, not a curated record